Cotesia congregata is the source of this 1752-nucleotide messenger RNA. The record is from the annotation of a GenBank genome assembly. NCBI's taxonomy places the organism in Eukaryota, Metazoa, Arthropoda, Insecta, Hymenoptera, Braconidae.
AUGACGAAUCCCCUGAGAGAUGUCCGCCCGGAGGAGCGUCCUCUUGGUCUAGACUAUCAAGAUCAGGCCCGGCUUAGGUCCACGCAAAACGGGAACCAGCAGAUCAACGCCAUCAGCUCCAGGCUCAGGAAAACCAGAGGAUCUUCACGGAGAAGGAUGCAUCUGGCGGAGAAUCCUUCCACUACUGCAAGCUCGGCACCAGACUACGCGCUUACUGCUGAUCUUCUUGCGGAGCGGACCCUUGAUGGGUUGCUGGCUGAGCAUCCUGGAGAACUCAUCCGAACAGGGAGUCCUCAUGUUGUCUGCACUGUUCUGCCCAAUCAUUGGCGGUCAAACAAGACGUUGCCGGUGGCUUUCAAGGUCGUGGCUCUAGGAGAAGUUGGGGAUGGCACCAUCGUCACCAUUAGAGCUGGAAAUGAUGAGAACUGCUGUGCAGAAUUGAGGAACUCAACGGCGUUGAUGAAGAACCAGGUGGCAAAAUUCAACGACCUGAGGUUUGUCGGGCGCAGUGGCAGAGGAAAAAGUUUCACGCUGACCAUAAUGCUGCAAACAUCACCACCCCAAGUAGCGACACUGUCCAAGGCGAUAAAAGUCACCGUGGAUGGCCCACGAGAGCCUAGAUCUAAAACAAGACACCAGGCCUUUCAUCCCUACCACUUCGGACCACGGCCAUUUCCCUUCGGACAUCCGCAGGAUCCAUUGGGAUUCAAACUGUCCGGCCUGCAACAUCUCAGUCUGGAGCAAAACGGACAAUGGGGUGGACCACCACGCGGUUCUUUGCCUCCGCACUGUUUACCACCACCACCAGGUCACCUUUCGCAGCCACAGCAUCCGCCGACAGCAACCUCGGCCUUCAACCCUUUUCAUCAUGCUAUUGAGCAGAGAUCACGGCUUCCAGCUCCUGGUCCAACUGAAUCAAGGAACGAAUUGGGUCCACUGAGCGUCUCUGUAAGGGAGGCGCCUCCAACUGACUCUCCCAACACUGGUCCAGGAUUGCUGACCACUGCAGUAGCAUCACCAACUCCUCCAGCUGAGCCAGCGGCUGCAAGUCCUUCUCACCCACAUUUCCAAAGUUUGCAUCUGCUACGAGCGAAUUCCUUAUUUGGGUCAAUAUUUGCGCCGUUUUUGCCACAAUCAUCCUGGCUCUACAAUCCACUGUCGACUUACCAGCAGCAGUACAUACUAGAACCGGAUUGGCAUACCCUAGCUCUAAGAAUGGCGCAGCAACGUCUCCAACGGCCGGGGCAGAGUCUGGAAGACUUGAGAAAACUUAGAAGCUCAAGUGAUGAUGGUGACCAAGAUGGUGAUGCUUCUACGGACAGGCCCCAGGAUGUUGGAGAUCAAGAUGCUGAUGUUGACAGCCCAGAAGGUAGCAUCGAAGUUGAUGAUCCUAGUGAUCAGGAUCCGAAGAUAGAAGAGGUCAGGAGUGAAGAUUCUCAAGCUGAUUCUCCAAGAUUGUCUAGUAGAGACAACAAGGAUGAAUCUUUUCUGGAGAAAAGGUUAAGACCCACUGUGGAAAAUUUGAAUGAUGAUAUUGAAGAUAGGCUUGAUCCGGAACACAGACAUGAUUUGACGGUGAAGAUCAAGCUUGAAGGCACGGUUGAUCUAAGCACCAAAAGGAACUCGGAUAAGGAAAAUAUGGGCCAGGAUCUUACUACUAGAAAAAAAGAGGAGGAUAUUGAUGAAAAGGAAUCAGUUAGACCGCGGAAAGACAUAAGUCCUCAGCCGAGACACGUUUGGAGACCUUAUUGA